Molecule: messenger RNA, 1351 nt
Organism: Sinocyclocheilus grahami
Lineage: Eukaryota; Metazoa; Chordata; Actinopteri; Cypriniformes; Cyprinidae
Product: BCL2/adenovirus E1B 19 kDa protein-interacting protein 3-like
Exons: 4
Biological process (GO): positive regulation of apoptotic process; mitochondrial outer membrane permeabilization; defense response to virus
Cellular component (GO): nuclear envelope; nucleus; endoplasmic reticulum
Source: RefSeq, a predicted model, not a curated record
CCCUCCUCGACCUCACAGUCCUCAGGAUGAAGGCCAGAUCAUUUUUGACGUGGACAUGAGGAGGGACAGCCAGGAGGAAGUCAUGGAGAAGAUCAGAGAUGAUGACAUAUUAAUGAAGGAUUCAGACCGGGUCGCAGACUGGUCAAGUAGACCUGAGAAUAUUCCACCUAAGGAGUUUCAUUUCCGGCACCCGCGGCGUUCAGUGACUCUCAGCAUGAGGAAGACAGGAGCCAUGAAGAAAGGAGGGAUCUUCUCUUCUGAGUUCCUCAAAGUGUUUAUCCCCUCACUGCUUCUGUCCCACAUCCUGGUCCUGGGUCUCGGGGUCUAUAUCGGGAAAAGACUGACACCUUCACCUGCAAGCUCCAUUUGAACACCGAUCUGAUCAAGUGCCUCAGGCAUGGCCCAGGUGGAUUAGGGAGAAGGUUGCAGUUUGUACGAAGAAGCCCCCCGCUGCCCCCUUCUGCUCCUUUAAGUCCUGUCAGCAACAUUUCUCCCUUUUUUAGUAAUUCCUUUAAUUAGCCUUUCCAUGUUGAGAAGCAUAAGUGAUAAACUUCUCCUCAUUUCAGGCCCUUUUCUUUUUCCAGUUGUGAAUGUUCUAACACCCCCUUUGUAGUACUAUUUUAUUUUGGAAGUAUUUGGAGCAUUGCAUGAAACCAAAUUGCACACAUGCUAGCUCCACACUAGCUCGAUUCAGCUAGGAGGCAAAAAACAUCCCAUUUUGGUCCAAUCACAUGACCCAAAAGGUGAUAAAGAAUCCCCCUAGUUUUCACCCUCAAAAUGGAAUCAACCAAAAUAUAAGACUUAUUGAAGUUAUACGAGCAUGCCUGAGCGCUAGCUAAGAUUUUAUUUAUUUCUACAAAUGCUACCAAUUUAGUUCUUUUAUUGACUUCAAGGGCGGAACGCCAGGAUGAUGGACUUGGGAAGGAUAGGGCUCUCCGUAGACCCCAAACUCAUCUGUUGAGGAUGGAAAAUAUUUCAUCUCAUGAACAUAGAUUAAAAACCAGUCUGAUGGGGCUGACGGAUCCCAAUAUGAAAAAAAGAUUUGUUGUGUUGUUUUGUUAGUUCCCUUCACAUACAUAUCAGGACCUAGUGAUUUCUUACUAGGCGUCUACAACAUAACCUACUUUGCAAUACUGCACAAUUUACCAUUAGCAUUCAGAGCUGAGAGGAUCUUGCUAACAAGGACAGCGGCUUCAGUGUUUUGCCAUACUAUCUGUGUCAGACUUUCUGGAAAUGUUGUAGUACAAUCUCAUACUUCUCAGUCUCGUAUUUAUUUAUAGCAUCUCCAUGCUGUUAGCUUGAGGACAACAGUACAAGAGAAACCUUUCUUCAAUUUACAGGAAUAGCUCAU